UCCUCCCCUUUUAUUUCGGGAGCUGCAAAACCCAGGAGACUGGAUUACAUUUACGGAUCAGGCUGUGCGGCUCUGGGCUGCGCGGUGCGCAGGCGCGAGCGGUCGGGCCGCGGCGCGCGCGGCGCUUGGUUGAAGCGGGAGUGAGUUCCUGGGAGAGGAGACCGGCGGCGCGCGAGCGGGACAGCGGGCGAGCGCCUCCUCUAUCCGCCAUGGCAGCCCUGCGCUACGCGGGCCUGGACGACACGGACAGCGAGGAUGAGCUGCCCCCGGGCUGGGAAGAGAGAACCACCAAGGACGGCUGGGUUUACUAUGCCAAUCACACUGAGGAGAAGACUCAAUGGGAGCAUCCGAAAACUGGAAAAAGAAAACGAGUAGCAGGAGAUUUGCCAUAUGGAUGGGAACAAGAAACCGAUGAGAACGGACAAGUGUUUUUUGUUGACCAUAUAAAUAAAAGAACCACCUACUUGGACCCCAGGCUGGCGUUCACCGUGGAUGAUAAUCCCACGAAGCCGACCAGCAGACAGCGGUACGACGGCAGCACCACGGCCAUGGAGAUCCUGCAGGGCCGUGACUUCAGCGGCAAGGUGGUUGUGGUGACGGGAGCCAACUCAGGAAUAGGGUUUGAAACUGCCAAGUCUUUUGCCCUCCACGGUGCCCACGUGAUCCUGGCCUGCAGGAAUAUGGCGAGAGCCAGCGAGGCCGUGUCACGCAUCUUGGAAGAGUGGCACAAAGCCAAGGUAGAAGCAAUGACCCUGGACCUCGCUCUGCUCCGCAGCGUGCAGCAUUUUGCUGAAGCGUUCAAGGCCAAGAACGUGUCCCUUCACGUGCUCGUGUGCAACGCUGCGGCUUUUGCUCUGCCCUGGAGCCUCACAAAGGAUGGCCUGGAGACCACCUUCCAGGUGAACCACCUGGGGCAUUUCUACCUGGUGCAGCUCCUGCAGGAUGUUCUCUGCCGCUCGGCCCCUGCCCGCGUGGUCGUGGUCUCCUCCGAGUCCCAUCGAUUUACGGACAUCAACAAUUCCUCUGGGAAGCUUGACUUCAGCCGCCUGUCCCCAUCACAGGGCGAGUACUGGGCCAUGCUGGCCUACAACAGAUCCAAACUGUGCAACAUCCUUUUCUCCAACGAGCUGCACCGGCGCCUCUCCCCGCGUGGGGUCACGUCCAACGCGGUGCACCCUGGGAACAUGAUGUACUCCUCCAUCCACCGCCACUGGUGGGUAUACACACUGCUGUUCACCUUGGCGAGGCCGUUCACCAAGUCCAUGCAACAGGGAGCUGCCACCACGGUGUACUGCGCAGCGGCUCCGGAGCUGGAGGGCCUGGGAGGGAUGUACUUCAACAACUGCUGCCGCUGCCUGCCCUCGCCAGAAGCCCAGAGCGAAGACACGGCCCGGGCGCUGUGGGCGCUCAGCGAGAGGCUGGUCCAGGAACGCGUCGGCGGGCAGUCCAGCUAGGAGCUGGGGCGACGAUGGCUCCCACGCCCCUGCACCUGUGCGGCACCACUGGCCAAUGCCAGCCCCUCCCACUUAGCAUCCUGGGGGCUUCCACGCCCCUCCAGCGCAGAUCCACAAAAGAAGCAAUUGCAACAGAGCGAAAAAUGUUAAGCACCAUGGGGAAGCAGGGAAUCGUCGCUUUUCUGGGGUCAGGGUGGGUGUGGGUCCCUUGCUUUCUGGUGGUGGCCUGAUGGGAGGGGAAAGCUUGAUGGGUGUGCAGUUCUUUCCCUCACUGUAGAAGCAUAGCAACUCACUCUCAGUUUUGGAACAGCCUGGUGUGUCCCCUUAUCCCACAGGGCCACCACCAUGGCCAUCAUUAUAGUCAGAGGCUGGCUUUCUCCUGCUUAGGGAAGAACAAGCAAAUGCCCAUCCUGUCAUGCUGCAGAGACCCAGGAAACAGUUAUUCAUUCCACCAAGUCUGAGGCAGCUUGACAACUUCCUGGAGAGAAUCUCAGAACCUGGGUCUAGCCAUCUGAAACCGGGACACCCAGAGACGCAGUGCAGUGGGCGGGGCUAGCGGGCAGAAGAGUGCCGGUCCAACACUCCCUUGCCAAAGCUAUCCAAAAAAUUCUUUAGAGAUUAUAACCCAUUUUGCAAAUCAUUCCUUAGCUACCUAGAUGGGCAAGAUGGGAGGCAGCGUGUCCUCAGGGGUACAUGGAAUAUUCUUGGGGUGGGGAGUAAAAAUACUUCCCUCGAAGGUUCCAGAACAGCCCAGUGGCUGGGUUUCCCGCCUGCUGCUGCUUCCUCCUGUUCCUCCCAUCCCAUGCUUAAUAAAAGAGCAUGCUUGGCUAUUUCACCUGAA
This is a messenger RNA of Marmota flaviventris (yellow-bellied marmot), 2295 nucleotides long. RefSeq names its product WW domain containing oxidoreductase (gene Wwox). The record is from RefSeq and is a predicted model, not a curated record. NCBI's taxonomy places the organism in Eukaryota, Metazoa, Chordata, Mammalia, Rodentia, Sciuridae. Gene Ontology annotation, molecular function: protein binding.